Messenger RNA from Pistacia vera, 1775 nucleotides. Its product is annotated as pentatricopeptide repeat-containing protein At1g05750, chloroplastic-like. The record is from RefSeq and is a predicted model, not a curated record. The transcript has a single exon. Lineage: Eukaryota; Viridiplantae; Streptophyta; Magnoliopsida; Sapindales; Anacardiaceae. The coding region runs from base 18 to 1556 and encodes 512 amino acids. Gene Ontology annotation, molecular function: RNA binding; protein binding. Gene Ontology annotation, biological process: RNA modification.
AAACGGUAUUUUGAAGAAUGAACUCUCCCGCCUUAACAACUAACUCUCAACCCUUUCUUCUACACCAAAACCCAAACCAUUUUACUUCUCCUAAUCAAACUCUCACAACAAAAACACAACAAAUCUCCCAACAAACCAACAACAACAACAUAAACCCCACAGUUCAAUGGACCUCCUCUAUAUCUCGUCACUGCCGCAACGGCCACUUACCCCUAGCUGCUUCAGAGUUCUCUCGCAUGAGACUAUCUGGGGUCAGCCCCAACCACAUCACUUUUGUGUCCCUUCUUUCAGGUUGUGCUGAUUUUCCAUCAGAAAGUUCGUCUUUUGGUUUUCUGAUACAUGGACUUGUUUGUAAACUUGGCUUGGAUAAAAACAAUGUGAAAGUUGGCACGGCGGUUGUCCAGAUGUAUGCGAAAUUCGGUAGAAUGGAUUUGGCUAAUAUGGUUUUCGAUGGAAUGGGAAUGAGGAAUUCGUUUUCUUGGAAUACGAUGAUCGACGGUUACAUGAAGAAUGGGGAUAUAGAGCGUGCAGUUAAGCUGUUUGAUGAAAUGCCCGUCAGAGACACAGUAUCGUGGACUGCAUUGGUUAAUGGGCUUGUUAAGAGAGGUUAUGUUGAGGAAGCAUUGGAGUGCUUUCGAGAAAUGCAGAUGUCUGGGGUGGAGCUGGAUUAUGUGGCCAUUAUUGCGGUUCUUGCUGCGUGUGCUGACAUUGGUACUCUUGGUUUAGGCUUGUGGGUGCACUGUUUUUUCCUAAAGCAAGACUUUAAGGACAAUGUCAGGGUGAGUAAUUCGUUGAUCGACGUGUAUUCUAGAUGUGGGUGUAUUGAGUUUGCUCGUCAAGUUUUUCAGGGGAUGCAGAAGCGAACGUUGGUGUCUUGGAACUCAAUCAUUGUGGGAUUAGCUGUUAAUGGAUUUGCAGAGGAAACUUUGGAGCAUUUUAAUUUGAUGCAGGAAGAAGGAUUCAAGCCAGAUGCAGUCAGUUUCACAGGAGCACUAACUGCAUGUAGCCAUGCUGGUUUAAUUGAUAAUGGACUCCAGUAUUUUGAUAUUAUGCAGAAAGCAUAUAGAAUCUCUCCCGGGAUCGAGCAUUAUGGAUGCUUAGUAGAUCUUUAUAGUCGAGCAGGGAGAUUGGAGGAUGCAUUGAAUGUCAUAGAAAAUAUGCCCAUGAAGCCAAAUGAAGUUGUUUUUGGCUCAUUGUUGGCUGCAUGUAGAAGUCGAGGAGAUGUUAUGUUAGCUGAGAGGUUGAUGAAGUAUCUUGUUGACUUGGAUCCUGGUGUUGAUUCCAAUUAUGUGCUCCUUGCAAAUAUGUAUGCAGCAAUUGGGAGGUGGGAUGGCGCAAGCAAGAUUAGGCGGACAAUGAAGGGUCUUGGUAUACAGAAGAAACCGGGGAUUAGUUCAAUUGAGAUUGGGAGUAGCAUUCAUGAAUUUGUGGCUGGUGACAAGUCCCAUAAAGAGACGGAACAUAUUUAUGCAAUGCUGGACCUUCUGUCUUUCGAUUUAAGAUUGUAUGGUUAUGUUCCAGAACCUGUGGCCCGGGAACUUUAUGAAAAUGAUUAAACUUUUUGUCAAAUGUAUAUUUUAGAGUGUCAGGUUAGACUUCAGCUUCGGCCUUCAUGUAUAUUAUCUUGUUUUCUUGAAGGGAUGUGUACUCAAAUUUCAGUAGAAGUUUAUCUCAUUCAAGAUCGUGGAAUCAAACAAAUUAAAUUUCCCCAUGAUGCCAAUAAUUGAUCCAUAAAGACUCCCUAUCUUUUACAUUUAGUUAUGAAAAUGUGCCUA